This is a messenger RNA of Podarcis lilfordi (Lilford's wall lizard), 6540 nucleotides long. NCBI's taxonomy places the organism in Eukaryota, Metazoa, Chordata, Lepidosauria, Squamata, Lacertidae. The record is from the annotation of a GenBank genome assembly.
AUGGCGCUGCAGAAGCAUCUGGAGGCUCUUAGCGUCUUCCAGUGGGUCCUCACCUACCUCUUCUUUGGUAAGUUGGGAGCUGGGGUGGGUGGGAAGGAGGGGCAGGGGGUGCUCAGGGAAGAGGGGCAGCUUGGCCUCCUCCCAUAGCUGUCAACUUUUCCCUUUUCUUGCGAGGAAUCCUAUUCGGAAUAAGGGAAUUUCCCUUUAAAAAAGGAAAAUGUUGACAGCUAUGCCUCCUCCUCUUCCUGGGGCCAUGGGCUUCAGGAGGUCCUCUGGCAGGCCAGGCCCCCCUCCCCCAAAAGCCAAACCCCCUCUUUUCAAAGUAGCUUUGGGCCAGGUGUGUCUGGACUAGGGAGUCAGCACCGUAGGGAGUUGGGCUAGAUGACCCUGGGGUGCCCCUUCCAACUCUACAAUUCUGUGAUCAACAUCCCUGACCCCUGGCCAUGCGGCAGCCUCUGAAGGUGGGCGGCUCGCCCCCCCCCCCCCAGCCAUUGCCUAAAAUGUCCUUCUGGAUUUAGGGGGGCUUCAGAUCACACCCUCGGGGGUCCCGUGAAAUUGGGGUUGUGGUCCCAGGCAGGGCCUCUAAAUCCCAGUGAGGGGGGAGCGCUGCUUGUGGGUAGAGUUGGAAGAUAUAUUGAUAUAUCAUCCAAAACUGGUUUGAAGUCCACAUUGUGAUAUUGGUUUCAAUUUUUGUUGUUGUUUUAAAAAAUAAAUUUAUUUAUUUGGUUUUUCAAAUUAGAAUUUUGCAAUCACAUAUCCAGCAUAAAACAUAAAAACAAGAUUCCACAGAAUCUCCUGGACUUUGUGGGUCCUACUGUUAAUCAUUUUCUCUUGCAUCUCUUAUACGAAUCCAAAUCUUUUACAUCUCCAUAAUAUCCAAAAUUCACCAUUAAACUACAAAUGUUAUUCCAAUCCUACUAACAAUUUUAACUGUUUACAAUGGUUUUUAAGGUAAGUUAUAAAUUUCCCCAUUCCUUAUAAAAAUCAAUAAAGAGCAUUUACAAAAUGAAUAAAAAUAAAAUGUUGGUCUUCCUGAUUUCUGAUUCUUCUGGUCAUUUUUGCCAUUUUGGCAUAAUCCUUCACCUUAAUCUGCCAUUCUUCUGUGGUUGAGACUUUGUCCUAUUUUGGCUUCAUAGUUUUUGAACCCGGCAAUAUAUCAUGAGCUAUGAUGUUUGUGUGUGCUAUGCAAAGAUCACGAUGUGCGGGGAAAACCAUGAGGCCGGCCGAUGCCUCUACAUCAGGGGUCAGCAACCUUUUUCAGUAGGGGGCCGGUCCACCGUCCCUCAGAGCAUGUGCGGGGCCAGAUUUUAUUUUGGAAAAAAAUAAUGAACAAAUUCCUUUGCCCCAUAAAUAACCCAGAGAUGCAUUUUAAAUAAAAGGACCCAUUCUACUCAUGUAAAAACACGCGGGCCGGAUUGAGAAGGCGAUUGGGCCGCAUCCUGCCCACGGGCCUUAGUUUGCCUACUCCUGCUCUACAUUCUCCCACCAACAUUUCAGACAUCACGAUAGAUGGGUAUAUCACGGUGUUUAGUGGGUGAUAUUUAGUGGAUGAUGUUGGAAGCCAGAGAUCACCCAGCCCUAGUUGUGGGUUUCCCUUCAAGGGCAUCUGUUUGGCAACUGUGAGGGCAGGAUCCUGGGCUGCAGGUGGUUGGCUGGCCUAAUCCAGCCAGCUCUUCUUAUGCUCCUAUGGGAAGCAUAGACCUGGGUGGACCAGCGUUUCCCCUGCCCUAGAUGGACCCCUUCCGACAACUCCCCACCACCCAGGGAGCUUUCAGCCUGGAGGGCUGGCCUGCCCCUCACCUGCCUCCGGCCUCUCCCCCCCCCCAGGUGCCUUCUUCUCCGUUCUCCUGGCCUACCUGCUCUUCACCUCCUACUGGUCUAUCAGCGUCAUGUAUUUCGCCUGGUGGAUCUACGACUGGGAUAUGCCAGAGAGAGGUGAGUUCGAUUUCCCCCAACCCUACCUGGAGGUCAGGUGAAAGGCACCUCUGCUUGUCUGAGAAGGGUGCUGAGCCCCACACCCAGACCCACACAGCUGGAGCUGCUGUCUCGCCCUGCCCCUGGUUUAAAUUUCAAAUUCGUUUUAUUUUGUUGAUGGGUAAUGAAAGGUUUUGUAACUGUGUGCAUCUUGGAUAAAUAGAAAACUGGUAUAAAUUGAAUUAAAGAGACAAAUGAACUGCCAGCCCAGAUGCUCCUCUCUCACUGCCCAGCUGCCCAACCCAAAACUGUUAAGCUGCAGAGAAAGCCUUAAGGAUCAGAUUCCCUGGAGGCAAUGCCUUCAUUCCUUUGUGAGGCUUGGGGUGGGGGUCUUGCCCAGGGGGUCCUCUAGGGAAAAAUGGUUAGUGAAGUGUAGGUGGGUCCCCACGGGGCAAGACGCAGCAAUAACAGCAAGAACCUUUAUUGAACUACAUGACUGGGAAACAGGGGCAAAAGAACUGCUUAUAUACUGUAUCUUCCCAUCUAUAAGAAGACGCCCCCAUGUAUAAGACACCCCCUAUUUCGGGGGACUCAGAUUUAAGAAAAUGGGGGGAGAUGACCCCGUGUAUAAGACGCCCCCGAAUUUUUGACAUUAUUUUUUAGGGGGAAAACCUAGUCUUAUACACAGAAAAAUAUGAUACAUUCCUGAAAGUCUGGGCCACUCCCAUUCCCAAAGUGAUUGGCUGUCUAAACUUCCAAGCUGCGAAUCACGACUCAGAGUUCAAAGGCCAAUGGCAGAGGCCCAAAUCCUGAAAUGUUCUGUGAUUGGACAUCAUGUAUCAAAUCAGAACACAGGAGCUCAGAAUCCUCAGGCAAACACAGACCCCUGAAUACAUAACCAUUGGUAUUCGUUGAAACACAAAAAUGUCUCCGUGACUUACAUUCCAAGCGGUGUACAAACUCAUAAAAUCCAAGAACUUAAAAUUGCAUUGCUGUUCCUAAAAAUAAAACAAAAUACACACAUUCAGACAGCAACAAUGGCAAGGGUUUUGUAGGAAGGGAGGUCUUGUGGGGCGCGGGGGGGGGGGGGCGGUCCAGCCUCAGCCAGACCUCCUUCCCUCAAGGGCAGCACAGGACCACCAAAGGGCUGUCACGUGGAAGGUGGAGCUAGCAGGUAUCCUGCGGCAGGAUCUGAAGCCAUGACUUCACAUGGCAAGAAAGGAGAUUCCGACUCCACAUCAGGAAGUACUUUUUGAGGGUUAGGGCUGUUCCUCAGUGAAGCGGACUCCCUCGGAAAGUGGCAGGCUCUCCUGCUGUGGAGGUUUUUAAGCAGAGGUCGGGUGGUCAUCUGCCAGGGAUGCCUCAGCUGCGAUUCCUGCAUUGCAGGGGGUUGGGCUGGAUGGCCCCUGGGGGUCCCCUUCCAACCCCACAGUUCUCUGACUCCGUCCCCUGCCUGAACCCUUGUCUUCGCAGGUGGGCGCCGCUGUGACUGGAUGAGGCGCUGGAGAGUCUGGGAGCUCCACCGGGAUUAUUUCCCCAUCAAGGUAUGAGAAGGGGCUGGCAGGGCUCCUGAAGGAUGCUCAGGGUCUCUGGAACCCCCGGAGACCAGAUCACAGAGAAGCAGGAGGCGGCUGCCGUCAAAGGCUGCUGGCCAUGGAAUCUGCACACUGACAUUCAGCUGGGGGUCCAAAUGCCAAAGGCCUCGCCCCUCUUGCCUUGCAGCUGGUGAAGACGGCCGAGCUGCCCCCGACGCGGAACUACGUCCUGGGCUCCCACCCCCAUGGGAUCAUCUGCGCCGGGGCCUUUUCCGCCUUCUGCACCGAGGCCACGGGCUUCCCCCGCGCCUUCCCUGGCCUCCGUCCCAGCCUGGCCGCCCUCGCAGGGCUGUUUCGCAUACCCGUCUACCGGGACUACCUGAUGAGCUUAGGUGAGGCCAACGGGGCGAGGAAUGGAGCAGGGAUUAGGGGCAGGGAGUCCACAGGGGGUCGAGACAUCGGUCGGGGUGGGGGUGGGGAAGUGGGGUGACCCCUCCCCUAAGGACCAUCUUCAAGAACCCUGCCUGGCCCAUCCAAUGGGAGGAACCACCCCAGUCUCAGGAAUGCCCUCCCAGUGCCCCUGGGAAUAGAAUUCCCCAGCAAGAAUGUCUGUUUUUCCUGCCAUUCUUUGCUCCUGUGCAAAAGAAAAGGGUGUUUGUUUGCGCAAAUAAUACACAGAACUGACCUGCGCCUCCAUGGACAGCUGUGAGUCCAAAAUGACUCCCAGGCUGCGCACCUGGUCCUUCAGGGGCACAGUUGCCCCAUUCAGGACCAGGGAGUCCCCCACACCUGCCCGUCCCCUGUUUCCCCAAAACAGUACAGUACUUCUGUCUGGUCAGGAUUCAUCCUCAAUCUGUUAGCUGCCAUCCACCCUUCAACCGCUUCCAGACGCACUGAUCCUUUGUCAGCGACACUUUUGCGCUUUAAUAGACUCGCAGAAUUUCAGAGUUGGAGGAGAAUCGCCAAGGUCCUCUAGUCCAACCCCCUGAAAAGCAAGGAACCUUUGCUUUCUCCCACUUACAGGGGGUGUCCCGGUCAACAAAAGGUCCCUGGACUUCCUCCUGAGUGGCCCCCCCGGGCACGCGGUGGCCAUCGUGGUGGGGGGCGCGUCCGAGUCGCUGGACAGCGCCCCCGGAGAGCAGCUCGUCCGCCUUCAGGGGAGGAAGGGCUUCGUGCGCUUGGCGCUGCAACACGGGUAGGGGCACCGAGGGGGCAAGGGGGGGUCCGGGGGGGGCGUGUUGGGUGCAGGUCGGGCCUAGUGAGCAUGGCAGUGCUUCCCGGUGGAUUUUGCCCCAAUGAAGCAAGUGCGAGAACAGAAGGUCCCUGCCCUUCCUUGCCGUAUAAUUUUUCAUUACAUCUUUCUUACGUUUUCACAGUAACCUUCCUAACAAAUAAUUCCACUGUUCCAUAAGUUGGCUUCCCACUUACACCGUGUUUUUACUCAAACCUUUUCUACUGUGCUGUAUCUUUAUUUAUUACAAAAAAAAUAGUACAAUUAUUUUGUCAUUUUUCUUCUGCUGCUUUUAUCUCGAAUCCUGUCCGCGAUUUCAUUUGACUGUAAUGUUUUUUAAGUAAUCCACAAAUGGCCUCCACCCUUCUGUAAAAAGUUCAUCAUUCUGAUCUCUUAAUUUUGCUGUGAGCUUUGCUGUUUCUGCCUAGUCCAUUUCCUUCAAAGGCCACUCCUCCUUCGCUUUCCCCCCAAUUAAUUAAUUAAUAGCCUAUAAGAAAAGCUCCUGGUCUUUUGGGAAUAGACCACUUAAACAUUUUCUCCAUUUCAUUAUAUAUCUUUCCCCAAAAGCCUUUCGCUUCCCUAGGUCUCCACCACAUACGGAAGAGAGACCCAUCUAUCUAUUUCUAGCAUAUACCGGUACUUGACACAUUUUUAUAAAUCUUGGCCAGUUUAUUUGGCAUUACGGUAAAUACCACCUGUACAGCAUUUUAAGAUAGUUUUCUCUUGGCGUGAAUUCCAUGCGCCAAGCUCCCUGCCUUCCCCCAGGCUAGCCUCCCUCGCGAGGUUCUGGGUUGGAUUAAAGGCUCUCCCUGACGCGGCAUUCCUUCUUCCUCCUCUUCCUCCUCGCAGCGCUGACUUGGUGCCCGUUUACACCUUCGGGGAGAACGACAUUUACCGACAGAUCCGGUUCCCUGAGGGCAGCUUCGCUCGCCGCUUCCAGCUCGGUUUCAAGCAGCUGAUCGGCUUCGCCCCUUGUCUCUUCAGCGGGAGGGGCCUCUUCUCCAGCAGCUCCUGGGGGAUCCAGCCCACGGCUGCCCCCCUCACGGUGGUGGGUAAGGACCCAGCAGGCUCCCCGUCCCUUCCUUAGCCUCCGCCUCCUGCCCCACAAACACCCCCGACUCACCAACUUGCUUGCAAAGAGCCACAAACUCUUCAGCAUCGUAUAAAACAGCAGGUUCUGGUGCAUCUCCCUUUCGCCCCCUCCUAGAACUGAAUCGGAGACCUGUGGAGUUGAAUGGGACCCCCAAGGGUCAUCUAGUCCAACCCCUCUGCAAUGCAGAAAUAAAACGAGCCGCCUCGUUUUAUGGGGCUUGCUAUAGAGGGAGCUGCGAUUGCGUGUGUGCGUGCACACACACCCCGACUUCUCCCCUUCCUUGGAGGUUUCUAAGCAGAGGUUGGGUGGCCACAAAUCAAGGGGUUGGGCUAAAUGACCUUUGGGGUCCCCUCCAUUCCUGCACUUAAGCCACCCCUGAAACCCAAGCCAGGGUGGAAAGCUGCUGGGGUGGGGAGGCCCUGGCUGCCAUGGGUGGGGGCGAGGGGCAGAGCAGACCCCCCAACCGCCCAUGCUUCUUCUCCUUCCUGCAGUGGGGAAGCCUAUCCCGGUCCCGCUCCGCCCGCGCCCCACCGAGGACGAGGUGAACAGCUUCCACGCUCUCUACGUCGAGGCCCUGAAGGAGCUCUUUGACGCCCAUAAAGAAUCCUGCGGCCUCCCGGCCUCCCAGCAGCUCCUCAUCACCUAGACUGAGGGACCCAGAGUUGACCCAAAGCAGCAUCAGGGGACGCAAGGUUGUGAUGGGGGGAGACACACGGGAGACUUUGUUCCUCCCAUCCCCGUCUGUAUACACCGUUUCCAAUAAAAGG